This is a messenger RNA of Chara braunii, 2177 nucleotides long. Lineage: Eukaryota; Viridiplantae; Streptophyta; Charophyceae; Charales; Characeae. The record is from the annotation of a GenBank genome assembly.
ACGGAGGAGCCUGAUCCCUCUUGGUACAAGCCAUACGACCCGACGAUUUUGGGCCAAUGGAGGGACCCUAUUUUCGUGGAUACGACGACCGACGAGUCCCCUACUACGACAUCAACCUGGGUCUGGAGGCGCUUUUGUUCGAUGGGCGGGACGUGACGGGAUUCGUAGAGAAAUGGGAAAGUUAUGCUUACCGAAAGAGAUUCUCCGAAAAAGAGUGGAUAGACCAUUUCAUCCAACACUCUGACCAAGAGUUAGAUCCCGCGAUUAGGGCUAUCUACCCCGCAGAUGGGCGAUGGAGGACCUUCAAAACAAGCAUGUUGCGGACUUUCGCCUGUGAUGAUUUGAUCCCUACCGUGGAAGGUUUGUGGCGUGUUACAAGAGGGGAACGGGAGAGCUUAGUGGCCUUCACCCGUAGGUUCAAGCGGCUGUCCCAAGCCCUAGUGGAUAGGGGGAUGCUGUCGGAGGUGGAUAGGUGCRUAAUGUKUAUGUURCACYUACCCRAGGAGAAGAGRAAAGAGGUCCUUGAAAAGGYCCCGCGGGAUUCAGCCAACUUCGAGAAGGUCGCAGAGGUGGUUUUUACAGGGGGAGGGGUGGACGUGAGAGAGUACAUGAAAGAGACCCUGGACAUGGCACUCCGCAGUAUGCGUGGCACGAGGAAUGACGACCUUAGGGGGAAUGAUAGACCACCCCCGGGUCCACUUGAUCCGCCCGGUCCCCGGUGGGGAGAUCGGCGGGCGGGAUGGAGAAACGAGUCAGGAAACCAGGGAGGCUGGAGGAAUGACCGAGAGGUAGGGGGGAACCGUAGCCCCGAUUGGGGGAGUUCCCAUUGGAAGGACGCUAGGGACGCGCCGCCAGCGCCGGCUGCUCCUGCACCUGUAGCUGCUGCAACACAAGGGGGUCCACGUCCCAACAACCCGCAAGCUCGAAGCGGGUAUGUUUAUUGCAAUGAAGAAAGUCACAUCAAAAGGGAUUGUCCUUAUCUUACGGAGGCCUUGAGGUUGGGUGUGGUAAAGCUAAAUGAAAACAAAUGGGUUGUGUGGGGAGAUAGUGGAGAGGCGGUCUCGUUCUACCCCUCAAUGAAGGUGAAUGUGGACAAGAGAAUAGCCCUUCAGGAGGCCAAGCUGGGAAAGAAACCGGAUGCAGGAAUCACCUCCAACUCAUCGCAUAUCCAAAUGACGGAAACGCCUGGAGGUGUGUCCAUUAGGGAACGCCAGGUGUCCAGCAUCAAGUUCAUAGAGACCCAGCCUGAAGAAGAGAGGCCUUGCCUAAGGGUGAGAACACAGGUUGGGGCCGAGACGUCUAGGAGCCAAGAGAGCGUGACGGUGGAUGCGGGAGGAAAGAGCGGCGAUAACGACCAACCGAUGGUCGAUGCCAAGGUUGCAGAAGAAAAGAAGGAGAAGCCCGCUUCACCCAAAUCACCUAGGAAGAAGGGGCCUAAGAAGUUCGAAAUGAAAUGCACCUUGGAUGAAAUAGACACAGUAGCCCCCCUUAGGAGGACCUUGAUGCAGCCUAUGCAGUGCACUCUUUUGGAGUACCUAGCCACCAGCAAAAGUGCCAGGAAAGAGCUCCUAAUCAUCACGAGGAAGGUAAGAGUCCCGCUCGCAGGGGCACCCACGGUGCCAGGGGAUGGUCCGGCCAAGGAGGAGGUACAGUCCUCCCGCAUUACCAUGGAGGAACUGCCGGCCAAUUUCUUCUCGGGUGAAGAGACCAAAAAAUUAUAUGUGUUAGGUAGCGGCCAGCUCCAGGCGGUGGUAAGCGGGAAGAAGAUGAGGGCUCUAGUAGACAAUGGGUCCGAGUCUACGGUGUGUAGGGACUCCAUGGCACGGGAGCUAGGCUUGGAAAUAGAUCGAGGAGUAUCAAUGUCGAUGGUAGUGGCAGAUAACAAGUUUCAACCGGCGGAAGGGGUGUGUCAUAGCCCCGUGAUAGAAGUCGCGGGCGUUGAGACAAAGGUCCCGAUUUUUUCAGUAAAGGAGUGUUCCUUCGAGUUGAUCCUCGGAAGAACCUGACUGAGCGCGGUUGACGCUACCACUGUUGAUCUGCCGGAUGGGAGCCAGACCCUCUCGAUCCAAAGUCCGGAUGGAAUCCGAGUGGUCCUGAAGACCGUAAACGCUCAGGAUGAGCGCUACCGGACCAAUAUUCCUAGACGCAAGGGGAACCAAUCAAGGGUAUGCCAGGUC